Eupeodes corollae is the source of this 2962-nucleotide messenger RNA. Its product is annotated as IQ and AAA domain-containing protein 1-like. Lineage: Eukaryota; Metazoa; Arthropoda; Insecta; Diptera; Syrphidae. Gene Ontology annotation, molecular function: ATP hydrolysis activity; protein binding; ATP binding. The record is from RefSeq and is a predicted model, not a curated record. The coding region runs from base 16 to 2946 and encodes 976 amino acids. The transcript is spliced from 8 exons.
UUUGAUUGAUUAAAAAUGUCUUUUGACUAUAAUUAUAAGUUCUGGGUAGCUACACAAAGCGAUCUCGAGGAUAUUUUGAAGCGUCAAGAAGUUUUCAAAAAACUCAAACCAAUCGAAAACAAAUCCGUUACACAUAAUCUAUUUGCAGAGCUUUAUGUUCGUUAUGCUCAACUUGUCAAUAAGCUUGGUUAUAUAUACCAUCAUACGUUUCAAGUUCAAAAACGUGAUAUUAUCCAACAGCUGGUUGAGGCGUCAUCACAAAGACUAUUGGAACUUAAAAAGGAAUUGAAAAAUAUUGAACUUUCUGAAUUCAUCUAUGUCGAUAAGACACUUAUUGAAAGACGACUGACUCCUGAUGAUAUAACAAUAUGGACACCAAAAUACUUUCCAUAUUGGCGUCCAACAAAUGUCCAAGAGAUGAUUUAUGGCCCUCGGAAAAAUCUAGAAGAAAUCGAAAAUAAUGAAGAAUUUUCGAAGCAAGAGGAGAAAACGACAAAUAUGUCAAAAAGAGAGCAACGAAAUGUUGAAACUAUAUCUACGAAUGUUAGAACCCAUCAAGAAGAUUCAAAAGACCUUAAACGAAGUGAGAAAACUAAUAUCAAAAUGCGAAUACAAAUUGAAGAACCCAUUGACCCGGUUAAGAAAAAACUAAUGGAAGCUGUUCGAUUGAUUCAAUCUCACGAAAGAGCUCGACUUGCAAGGGUUUACUUAACCAACAUUCGUGCUAAUCCAAAAGUGUACAAGCCAAAAAUGCGUGAAGACGAUCUGAUCAAAUAUGAUUUCACGCAUAAGCCUACGCAAGCUAUGCUUAUUCCAGUUAGAAAAACACGCUUUGAUGCCAAUUAUUAUACCAAGAAAAAGGAUAUGAAGGAGUUCAAUUACUACGUUCCUAAACGAUUCCUCGGAGAUGAUAGUUCAACUGAAGAAGAUGACGAAACUCCAGUUUCUUCAGAUAGGGAACAAGAAGAUGAAUUCGAGAUGGAAGAAGCGUUGUCGGGCGAAUUAUCAGAUUACGAAAAUGAAGUUCAAUUAGGAACAAAUUUGGAGGAAUCUGUGAAUAAAGCUCUAAACUUAUCGGCCACAAGAAUUCAAACAUUUUGGAGAGGCCAUAGAGAUCGUAAGCGAUAUCAAGCGUUAUUGGAUAAAAAAUCCCUAAUUUACGGAAUGACCCAGGACUUCAGACCUAAAUCUAUAAAAAUCAAAUCCUACAAAGACCGAGUCACAGAAGCAACCAAACACAGACUUCUGAAAGAAAGAUACGACAGUGAAUUCAUCCAAUUCUGCGAAGAUGAAAGAUCGCGAAUUCUUCGAGUUAGAGGACCAUGGAUUAUGGAAGAUAUUUCUGAUAAUAUUCGAGCUUGGUUUAAGGAAUUUUACGAUAAAUUAGGUUGUUUUCAUCCAUAUCCUGACGAAGUUAAAGGUGGAACUUUGUUGUUAGUCAGAGACGAAACUAUGACUGUUUUUGAGUAUUAUGACAAACUGAAAGCGAAAAAAUUGACAAAAGAACAAAAACAAAAGCUUAAAGAUAAACAAAAGGAAUUAAAGAAAAAAGAGAAGGAAAAGCUAAAGAAAGAGAAACGUGCUUUGGCAAAGAGAAGGGCAAAAUUAAAGGCUGCGGGAAUUUUCGAUAUGAAAGAUGAGAUGCAAAGAAGCAAAAGUAUUGCUAAAAUAGAAAGCACAAUUGAAAAGUAUAAAAAAGAAUGUGAAGAGAUCGAUGAAAAGUUAAAUAGAAAGCAUGAGCCCAUAAAAGAUUGGAUAACAUCUGAUUAUUAUGCUGAAAUUCAUCAAGAACUUCAGUUAACUGUCGAUGAACUUAUGACGCUCGAAUUUGAACUCUUACAACGAGCUUUGGCCAAAGAUCUCAAAAAGAAAUACAAACGUCCAAAAAAGAAGAAACCUAAACCGAAGAAAGGCAAAAAGAAGAAACAACCAAUAGAUUUAACAGCCGAUCGCUCCAUAGAAUCUCUUUACUAUGAGCUACAAGAUGCCGGUAUUGUUAAGACUUAUCCAAAAAAAACAUUUGAUUACUAUAUCAGCGAACGCAAUCACUGUGCCUAUGAUAUCCUUAACAUACAUAUGAAAGAUACUCCUUCAUAUCAGGGAGAGAUAAAGGAUGUUUUAAUGGAAUAUGUCCUAGGAAUGGGUCCUUUAAACAUUACGAAACCGAAAUCAAUUUGUCUGGUUGGACCCACAAAUAGUGGAAAAAGGGUUUUGUGUGAUAUUUUAGCAACGGAAAUUGAUGCCGUUGUCCUCGACAUCAGUCCCGAAAACACUGUUCAAUUUCAAUCGAAUUUAAAAUACUUCCUUCAUAUUAUACUUAAAAUGGCCAAAAUCCUACAACCCACAAUAAUCUUCAUCCGUGACGUACAUAGAGUAUUUUGGAAGAAAAUUCCCCCCCAAUAUCUCGAAUUAGCUCCGAAACUUUUACAAUCACACCUAAAGAAAUCUAUUUUUAAGCCCAUUAAAAAAGAAGAUAAAAUAUUACUUCUCGCUACAACAGAUGCGCCUUGGACAGCAAACAGAAAAAUGAAAAAAUUAUUUCAAAAGAUGCUCCUAAUUCCAAAAACCGAAUAUGCAACAAAUUUCAUGUUGCAGAGAUAUUGCACUCUACAAUUUCGUGGUAUUUCACCAAGAGAGGUGGAUUUCUCAACUUUGGCUUUAGUAACACGAAAUUAUGUUUCUGGAGAUCUUGUGAAAAAUAUUGAAGAAACAUUGAACGUAAGACGCAGAAUGGACUUAGAAAGACAUCCGCUGCGGGAAACAGAGUUCCUAGACAAGUUUUUGGACAAAGAAAUCCCAAAAUUUCCAAUGGAAUUAAAGCUUUGGGAAAAAUUCACAAAAUGGUAUAGAAAAUCGAAUAAGAUGGCCAAGAACCGUGCAAAAAUGAUGAAAAUAAAAGAAGCGCUCUUAGCUAAACAAAACAAGAAGCUUAAUAGCAAAAAAUAAAACAUCAGCUUUCAGA